GCUCAUUUGUGUGUAUCUAGAUAAGAAGUUGAUAGACACAAUCAGUUGUAUGUAAAAUUGGCUGCUGAAAGGCGAGAACAGUGUAUCUUUACGUCUGUACUCCUUGAGAUUACACAAUGGAACUGAAGAGCGCAGAAGUCGUUAUUUUUGCAAUUCCGACUGCCUUAAGGUGGAUAAUUGACAAACUACUAAUUAUAAUAAUGUUGCCCUUUGGAAUUUUAUUUCUAAUUGUAUAUAUUGGAAUAUACUAUCAGAAAAAGUCAGAACUUCUCAGGAAGUUGUCACGUAAACAACAACUGUUAAUCCAACGAAUGGAUAAUUUGAGAAAACACCUUUCAACACUGAACCCUGAAUUGUUAUCACUUACAGAUCUCAGUUUGGAAACACUACAACAACAAUUGAUUGAAGGCAAAUUUACUCCAGUUGAUUUAUUGCAUGCCUACCAAAUGAAAGCUUUACGACUACAUGACGCAGGGAAUUCAGGUGUAUGUGAAUUUUUAGAGGAAGCAGAACAACUGGCUGUGAAUCUAGUGAAUUCAAAUCGUCUAUCCAAAAACAAACAAACUUUGGUUGGAAUACCAAUCAGCAUAAAGGAAUUGUGUUUAACUAAGGGGUACGAUACGACAUUUGGUUUAAUCAAACGGUGUAAUCAACCUUCAGAUGAAGAUUGUUGUAUUUUGAAAGUACUUAAACAUGAAGGAGCUAUACCAUUUGUUCUGACAGCCACUUCUCAAACAGCCUUAUCACUCAGCGGAAUAAAUCCUGUAUUCGGUGAUUUGUCCAACCCUUACUCUUCAAAUCAUGAAACAGGUGGCAGUUCAAGUGGUGAAGGAGUACUUUUGGCAUUAAAGGGUUCACCGGUAGGAAUUGGAACGGAUUUAGGUGGAAGUGUCAGGAUUCCUUCGGUAUUUUGUGGUCUUGCAGGGUUGAAACCAACCUCCGGUCGUUUGAGCAAUCAAGGUCUAGCCACGUUAGGUUAUAAGAAGUCUGUCUCUCUACGAGUGUCUGCGGGUCCAAUGGGGAAGCGAGUGGAUGAUUUAGCGAAACUUAUGCGCACACUUCUUACACCUAAAAUGUUCGAGCUGGAUCCUUCAGUACCACCUUUGGUUUUUAAUGAAAUAAUCUAUGAGGGCAGAGACAAAAUAAAUUUGUGUAUAGGUUAUUAUGAAACUCUAGAUGAUCCAUCUCUUAUUGCUACCGUCCCAAGUAUUCGUAGAGCAAUACGUGAAUCAGUCAGUGUUUUGAAGCGAAAUGGUCACCAAGUAGUGCCUUUCAAUGUACCGAAACCAAAUUGGGCAAAUGAAUUGGGUAUGAAAGCGAUGGCUAUUGAUGGUAAAUAUCAUUUCCAAAGUGUAUUGUUUGCUGAACCAUUGAAUGAGCACACCAAAUUGCUUAGUUUAGCCACUCGUGCCCCGCAUUGUUUAAAGGUUUUGUCAGAUAACCUCAUGAAACUUGCUAUUGGUAAACCAGCAGCAGUUACUAAAUACUUAGAUGGAGCUAGAGGAGAGAAGGAGGUACUAAAUUUGAUUUCAGAUAUUGAGGAGUAUCGACGUGAGUUUCAGCGAGCUAUGGAAGAAGCUGGUGAUCUUGAUGCAAUCAUCUGUCCAGUGUUUCCAUUUCCAGCCUUCCCUAAGUCAGCUAAAUCCCUAUUCGUUACACCUGCCAUUGCCUAUACAAUUUUGUAUAACACGUUGGAUUAUCCUGCUGGAACAGUUUCAAUGGGUCAUGUAAAUAGAGAUGACGUGGAGGAAUCAAAAACACUGGCCGAAAACUAUAAGAGAUCUGGAGACCGUUUUCACUCUGAGGUAUUCAAACAUCAAGAGUUAAGUGAAGGACUACCAAUCGGUGUGCAAAUUGUAGGUAAACCUUGGAAAGAAGAAGUUGUUCUACGCAUUAUGAAGGAGUUAGAAACACAUCGAAUACAGAGUGAAUGACUGAAAAUAUUUUUCAUUUAGUCUAUCCGAAAGUAUGAAAGAUUUGAAAAUAAAAUUUUAUUUUCAUCGAAGCUACUUUUAAGGAAGACAACUAUUAUUACUUCAUUUUCUAACCACUUCAAAUGAGUGCAUUAUUGAUAUGCAAAAACAAAACAAUAUUUUCGCUUACUUUAAAAAUAUUAUUCACUAAUUUCUUCAAUCAUUUUGUUAUGUAUUAUUAUAAAUAUUCAACUCCAAAUACCCCAGUGUUUAUUUGUGUUAAAUUUGAAUCUCAUUAACUCCAGUGAAACAAAUUUCUCUUUUCUAGGACGGAAUUUGAAUAAAACACCUUACUUAGUAGUUAUCACUAAAACUGGAAUGGUGCAUCCUGUGGUUAUGACUGGGUUACUCACUAUGAAUAAAAGACACAACAUAACGGAACAUUUUUUGUGGAUAAGCGCACUCCUAAAGAUCGUGUAGAAUAAAGCCCGUAGGACACAAAUUGAAAAAGGUUUACGAUGAUACUUGUAUUUUCCAGACAAGGAAAGUAAAUGUCACACAAGAGUGUGAGUGAAAUGCUACGAAUGUACGAACGUGAAAAGAAGAAAAAUGUAUAUAAAGUGUACAAUGCAAAUUAUAUAUGAAAAUGGCUAAUACACAUGAACCAAUAGACAGUCAUCUUACCGUGUAAUAUGAUAACCAGGUCAUACAUGCUUAUUAAGUUAGUGGAUAAACAAAAGCAUAUUGUCAGUUAUAAUGGAAUAUCGAUCCAUAUACACAUAGCAAAAUAUAACAGACUGUCAAAAACAAACACACACAUCAUGUGACUACAUAUCAA
This is a messenger RNA of Trichobilharzia regenti, 2751 nucleotides long. The record is from the annotation of a GenBank genome assembly. NCBI's taxonomy places the organism in Eukaryota, Metazoa, Platyhelminthes, Trematoda, Strigeidida, Schistosomatidae.